Messenger RNA from Nycticebus coucang (slow loris), 1207 nucleotides. Its product is annotated as paired immunoglobulin-like type 2 receptor alpha. Lineage: Eukaryota; Metazoa; Chordata; Mammalia; Primates; Lorisidae. The transcript is spliced from 7 exons. The record is from RefSeq and is a predicted model, not a curated record. The coding region runs from base 140 to 1015 and encodes 291 amino acids. Gene Ontology annotation, molecular function: MHC class I protein binding.
CCCUGAAGCAGCCUGGUCCUGGCUCUCUGGUUUAUUGUACCCGUGACUCAUGGGGGCCUUGGAGGGCUCCUCUGUAGGGCCCCUUUUCUUGCCUUGAGGGCUCUUUUUGCGUUCUCAUCCCCUGGAGGAGAUCAAGGCCAUGGGUUGGUCUCUGCUGCUGCCUUUACUUCUGCUGCUGUUACCAGCAUUCCUGCAAAAGGGUGACUCAGCGGGAUCCAAAGUACGCUUUGGGGUUGACCAACCUGAACACCUCUCAGCCCCCAUGGGAGGCUCCAUCCAAAUCCCCUUCUCCUUCUAUUACCCCGGAGAAUUAGCACACGUUUCCAAUGUGGGCAUAUUCUGGAGACGGAGAGUCUUCCACGGGGAGUUCUUCUACAACACAACUCCACCUUUCAUCCACAAGGAUUACAAGGGCCGGAUCUACCUGAACUGGACAGAGGAUCAGAAGUCUGGCUUCCUUAGGAUCUCCAACCUGGGGCAAAAGGACCAGUCUUUUUACUUCUGCCGAGUCCAGCUGAAGACAAAGAAAGACCGUUGGGAGAUGUGGCAAUCCAUCCCAGGGACCAAUGUCACCAUCACUCUCGCUGACAAGACCACCAUCCAGAGCCCCACCAACAAGGCCACCACAGCCACCACAGCUGGUGUCACAGUCACAGAGGGCAAACAGAGCUCAGGAUCUCAGCUCCUCAGUCUGGAGAUGGCACUCGGGGUGGCAGUGGCCACCAUUGUCCUCAUAGCCAUGAUUGUGGGACUGAUAGUCUUCCUCAGAUGGAAAAGAAAAGGUCAGCAGACUAAAGCCCCAGCCCCAGCCAGGGAACCCUACCAAAACAUAGAGGAGAAAUAUGAGAAUAUUGGGAAUGAAAGGCAAUAUGCAGACCCCAAGCUGAACCCCAAGAAUGACAGCAUCGUCUAUGCUUCCCUUGACCUCUCAAGCUCCACCUCACCAAGAGCACCACCCAGCCACCAGAUGCACAUUGGACCCCAAGAAACCCUGUACUCUGUCUUAAAGACUUAACCAGUGGGACAGUGCUCUAAGGCCAAAUGAUGAGGCUGGAUGUAGUAGCUAGUGCCUGUAGUCCCAGCUACAAGACAGGGUAAGCUAGGAGGAUUGCUUGAAGCCAUAAGUUCACGGCCAGCUUUGAUAACAUAGAGAGACCUCCAUCUCUAAUUUAAAAGAAGAAAAAAUAAUAAAACAUUUUUAAAGAUU